Esox lucius (northern pike) is the source of this 2526-nucleotide messenger RNA. RefSeq names its product 1-acylglycerol-3-phosphate O-acyltransferase 9, like (gene agpat9l). Gene Ontology annotation, cellular component: endoplasmic reticulum. The transcript has 14 exons. Gene Ontology annotation, biological process: triglyceride biosynthetic process. NCBI's taxonomy places the organism in Eukaryota, Metazoa, Chordata, Actinopteri, Esociformes, Esocidae. Gene Ontology annotation, molecular function: glycerol-3-phosphate O-acyltransferase activity. The record is from RefSeq and is a predicted model, not a curated record. Bases 123 to 1484 code for a protein of 453 amino acids.
GUAUUACUGCGGUGGCGUGCGCCCUCAACCUGUCACGGACUGUUGUAGCAUUAGCGUGAGUUCUACAGCAGGGACGGGCAUGGUAGUGUGUACUAAAGUUUGACAGAAAGAGCUGUGGCGUGAUGGAGGAUUUCUGGGCCGUGGUCCUGGCAGGGCUGAAGGUGUGGGUAUACCUCAUUGUGGCUCUUCUCAUGGUGCCUGCCAUGUUUGGAUUCUCCCUGGGCAUCUCUGAGACCUACAUGAAGAUCCUCAUAAAAACCCUGGAGUGGGCCACGUUGAGGAUCCAGACAGUCAACACAGAGCAGCAGAUUCUCAAGUCCCCUUCAUUCAAUGGCCUCAUCCAGAGAGAAGAAGGGUCUAUGGAGAAGGAGCUGGGGGAGUUAAGGCGCAGUCGUCCUAAAUCACCCCUAGGGGGAGACUUCUCCCUCAGCGACUGCUUCUACUUCUACAGGCGAGGCGUCGAGGAUAUCGUCGAGGAUGAGGUGACCCAGCGGUUUUCAUCGGAGGAGCUGGUCUGGUGGAACCUUCUAACUCGAACCAACUACGACUUUCAUUACAUCAGCCUCAAACUGACCAUGGUCUGGGUUUUGGGGGUGUUCGUACGCUACUGCAUCCUGGCUCCUCUCAGGAUCAUGCUGGCGUCCAUUGGCCUGACCUGGUUGGUGAUCGGAACCACCAUUGUGGGAUUCCUCCCUGAAUGGAGGCUGAAGUCCUGGCUCAGUGAAUGGGUCCAUGUGAUGUGCUAUCGGAUCUGUGCCCGAGGCCUCUCUGCUACCAUCCACUACCACAACAAAGAAAACCGACCCAGAAAAGGAGGAAUCUGUGUGGCCAAUCAUACCUCUCCGAUUGAUGUGGUCAUUCUCUGCAACGAUGGGUGUUAUGCCAUGGUGGGCCAGUCACAUGGUGGGUUGAUGGGAGUGCUGCAGAGAGCCAUGGCGAAGGCCUGUCCUCACAUCUGGUUUGAGAGAGCUGACAUGAAAGAUCGCCACCUAGUGGCCAAGAGAUUGAGGGAUCAUGUGAAUGACAAGACAAAACUUCCUAUCCUGAUCUUUCCAGAGGGAACCUGCAUAAACAACACAUCAGUCAUGAUGUUCAAAAAGGGAAGUUUCGAAAUUGGUGCAACAAUAUACCCAGUGGCCAUAAAGUAUGAUCCCCAGUUUGGAGAUGCCUUCUGGAACAGUGCCAAGUACAACAUGGUGAGCUACCUGCUCCGGAUGAUGACCAGCUGGGCAAUAGUCUGUGAUGUCUGGUACCUGCCUGCCAUGCACCAACAGGAAGGGGAGGAUGCUGUCCAGUUUGCCAACAGAGUCAAGUCAGCCAUCGCACAUCAAGGUGGUCUACUGGACCUUUGCUGGGACGGGGGCUUGAAGAGGGCCAAGGUGAAGGACACCUUUAAAGAGCAGCAGCAGAAGAUGUACAGCAACAUGUUGGUCAGGGGUGAGGAGGAAAGCAGCCAUAACAGUGACAAACUUCCCCCACCAUGAAGGGACCCUCUCAUUAAUUAGCAACCUACCCUGCAAAAAGACCAGCAGGAGACCCGCAGGAGACCCACAGGAGAUUACAAGACCCACAGGAGAUUACAAGACCCACAGGAGAUUACAAGACCCACCGGAGACCACAAGACCCACCGGAGACCACAAGACCCACCGGAGACCACAAGACCCACCGGAGACCACAAGACCCACAGGAGACCACAAUGUUUAAAAAAAGAAAAAUGUACGACAGGCAGUGGUCAUAUCACUCUUCGGUUUGACCACUGAUCAAGCAGUCAACACAUGUAUUCACUUUGACAGCAUAUAGAAGGGGAGUUAGGCCUGUCAGAAUGCUCUCCUCUAGGUGUUUAGAUUAGAAUAGUUCAAGAUUGCACUGGCACUUACUGACAACCACUGGCCAGACUGACUUCACUGCUGGGACAUUUAUAGUCUGCAAACGUUCUGAUAACAGACGGCCCGGUGACUUCACAAGUGGAAGGUACUGGGGUUAGAUCAGUGCAAUGGGACUGUAAAGGAUGUGGCAGGUUUUGUUUAGCUCCCAAGUUCUGAAUGUGGCAUGUUGUUAUGCGAUGGCUACCCGGUCAUUUUGUCAUUUUUGUGUAGCUGUUCUUCAUUUAAUUCCAGUUGACCAACAACAGCUGUGUUUGGAAAUAAACAUUAGCCAACAACUGUUGCCCUAUGUAGUGGUGUCUUCUUUAACAAGCUAAGCUUCCGGGACAAGCAAGUGAACAACACUGAAGUUCGUGCAUUGAAGUAUUUUACUGUGACAUCAGACACACACAGGUCACGGAGGAGAACAAUGCAGUUUGAUCGUUAACGCUGUUAUCUGGUGGAUGACCCCAGUGGAUGACCCCAGUGGACCUGGUGAUUGGCAGAUUUGCAAGGACGGUCCGGAAAAGAAUGAGCAGGUGUGAUUGGAAGGAGUCCAUGGGAACCUACUGGACGGCACUUCAAGUGACACAGCAGGGCGUUGGUGUCCACGCUCCAUAUAAGUGCCGGCCUUAAUGUCCGAAGUAGCUGUAGGUUUCUAAAG